AGUUUGCCUUGUUGGCUUUUUUUCUUCUUUGCUGUAGAAUGUUGGGUUGUUUAGAAAGGGACUUCUCUUCAGGAUCACUCUUCUGUUGUCUGGAGGGGUCACUAUACUUUACAUACGGUGGAGAAUCAUGGGCACAGGACCACCAGCAUUCACUGAAGUAGACAACCCAGCUUCAUUUGCAGACAGCCUAUUUGUGAGAGCUAUAAACUAUAAUUACUACUAUUCAUUGAAUGCAUGGUUGCUGCUCUGUCCCUGGUGGCUGUGUUUUGAUUGGUCAAUGGGCUGCAUACCCCUUAUUAAAUCAGUCAGUGACUGGAGAAUAAUUGCACUAGCAGCACUUUGGUUCUGCCUAAUUGGCCUGAUAUGCCAAGCUGUAUGCUCAGAAGACAGCCAUAGGAGAAGAAUUCUUACUCUGGGACUGGGGUUCCUGAUUAUCCCUUUCCUUCCUGCAAGUAACCUGUUCUUUCGAGUAGGAUUUGUUGUUGCAGAGAGAGUCAUCUACCUUCCCAGUAUUGGAUAUUGCAUUCUGUUUAUAUAUGGAUUUAGUUUAUUGAGCAAACAAGCCAAGAAAAAGAAAAUUCUUACUGCUGCUAUACUGGGAAUCUUGUUGAUAAACGUGAUGCGCUGCAUUAUCCGCAGUAAUCAGUGGAGAUCUGAAGAACAGCUUUUUAGGAGUGCUCUGUCCGUGUGUCCUCUCAAUGCGAAAGUGCACUACAAUGUUGGCAAGAAUUUGGCUGACAAAGGCAAUCAAACAGCUGCUAUCAAAUAUUACCGAGAAGCUGUAAGGUUGAAUCCCAAAUAUGUACAUGCCAUGAACAACCUUGGAAACAUCUUGAAAGAAAGAAAUGAGCUCCGGGAAGCAGAGGAGCUGCUGUCCUUAGCUGUGCAAAUACAGCCUGAUUUUGCUGCUGCAUGGAUGAAUUUAGGAAUAGUCCAGAAUAGUUUAAGAAGAUUUGAAGAGGCAGAGCAGAGCUACUGGACUGCAAUUAAACACAGGAAAAUAUACCCAGACUGUUACUACAAUUUAGGACGUUUGUAUGCAGAUUUGAAUCGCCACAUAGAUGCACUGAAUGCAUGGAGAAAUGCUACAGUUUUGAAACCAGAACACAGUUUGGCCUGGAACAACAUGAUCAUAUUGCUUGACAAUACAGGCAAUUUAGCACAAGCAGAAGCAGUUGGAAAAGAGGCCCUGGAAUUGAUACCUAAUGAUCAUUCUCUUAUGUUUUCUUUGGCAAAUGUAUUGGGGAAAUCUCAGAAAUACAAGGAAUCUGAAGCUUUGUUUCUCAAGGCAAUUAAAGCCAAUCCAAAUGCAGCCAGUUACCACGGUAAUUUAGCUGUGCUUUACCAUCGCUGGGGAAAUCUUGACUUAGCCAAGAAACACUACGAAGUCUCUCUGAAGCUUGACCCUACAGCACCUGGGACCAGGGAAAAUUACAACCUCUUGAAAAGAAAACUGGAACAAUUGCAGAAGAAAAGCAAUGUCUGAUGUUUCUUUCCGGGUUGUCAGUGCAUGCUGCAUACCAUUCAUGCUACAUGGCUACUCUUAACCAUGUGAAGGAUUCAGUCAUUGUUUUUAAAAAUAAUAAUGACAGCACCAGCAAUGCACACUUGAAUGCACAUGCCUGAUAUGGUCUUGCAUUGGAAAUUUAUUUUUUCAAAUAACUCAACUGUGGAAUCUUAAAAUGUCAGCUGAGGACUUAGGUAUCUUUUAUCUCUCUCUCUUGUUUUUUUUUUUUUUAAAUCUCAACUGUUUUUCCAGUCCAUUAAAAACAUUGAUAUAGGUAUAAGAUACUAAUGCAGGGUAGAAUUUCACAGCUGUGCUUCACAGCACAUAGCAAAGUUUACUUUUACAUGUAGUUUGCAUAGUUCAUCUGACUUUUUAGUAACUGUGGACACUUAAAAUGCAAUUUUACUCUGAAAAGUAACUGAAAAAAUGGCAUUUCCUAUUUAAAAUUUUUACCUCUGCAUGUGUAAGGUUAUACCUGUUCAUGUCAGUGACUAUGGCUUUUUUUACUGUUCCUUGUUCCUAUCUUCACCUGGGAGGCAAUACACUUUUUGGAAGAGCAAAAUUGGAUUUUAAUCCAGUGCAUCAAGAGAAUUGUUAAACAAGUUAUAAUUGUUGGGCUAAAUUAUGCCCUCAUUUGUACCUGAGCUGUCUUUUUGAAGGUAAUAGGGCGUAUAUAGGUAAAUGAGGGCAUGAUUUGACAAUGAUCUGCAUAGUGGUCCCACAUGACUGCCUUCUGUCAAGGUAUAGAAUGGAAGGAGCUUUAGGGGGAAAAAGUCAUACCAAAGUAAUGCACUGGCUCAACAGGGUAGUGAUUUAAGGAAGGAACAUGACCACAAUACAAGAGAGAUGCUUUAAUUUAGCCUUCUUUCAGGCAGCCUCUGUUCAAAGAAUUCACAUAGAUCUUUAGCAAAAAGUUAUGGUUUUCUUCACCUUUGUGCCAGGUUGAUGGUGUAUACACAGCUUACUUUCUGCUAGGGGUUAGCCACUGUCUAUGGACAUUGUAGUAUCCACUGAUUCAAAUAAUAGAAACUUAAAGUCCCGGCAUCAAGGACAAACUAGGAACAAAGCCAGGGCACAGGUGUUAGUGACUGCAGAACCUGGCCUGUAGAAGCCUUUGCUACUGAUUGAUGCAAGAGUUAACGGAAACCUAGAUUCACCAUCAUGUCUCCAGGUGAGUUUGCUGAUGUGGCUGUUGGGGGGUGGGGAAUACAUAUUUAAAUUCCAAACUGAGUAAAUUUGAUACACUGUUAAGAACCAUUUUUGUAUAGCAUCACUUCUCUGAGUAUACUGAACUUUGAACUUUCAUUUGGCAGCACAGAGGGAGUUAAGUAUUUGUGCUGAUGUUUAUAGCACAGCAAAGAUGCUGCUGCAUCAGGAAAUGCUCAUUUUUUUAACAUUGGAGGAACAGUCUAUUGGAUGUGAAAAUUGAGAGGCUUUACCUCUUUCUUCAUACUCCUGUAGUCUAUAUUUUUUUCCAUAUGGAGAAAUUGAUUCAUGCAAUAUUUGCAGCUUUCCUACGUUGUGUGAUAAUAUUGUAUGAGAGAUUCGGAAAUAUCCUUAACAUGCCACUUUCAUAUUGUGUGUGUGUGUGUGUGUGUGUGUGUGUGUGUAUCUAUAUAUAUAUGAAUCUGUUUAAAAUGUCAGGUAGGUGUCCAUCAUGGUACAUGAUAUUAUUAUGUUACCUUGCCAUUCUGAAUGCCAUGUAAAUGUUAUACUUUUACAAAACUCUACCUUCUAUUUAUUUUUGGCUUGAAAAAGUGUCUCACACAAUUAACACAACCAGUGGGUUUUUAAAGCUUUUUAUACUCUGCCUAAGAUGCAUUGGUUGUAGAGAGCAUUUUGCUGUCAGCCCCUAAAACAUAAAAUUUUGAUUUUGCUACAGAAAGGAAUUUCUAGAAGAGAAAAAAUCCACAAAACAGAGCAUUAUUUGUAUAUUUGUAGUAUCUGAUGCUGUUAAGGUUUAAAUUAUUAUUUUUGUCUUGCAGUUUACCUAUAUAAUGAUCCCUAGUGGCACGUACUGUUAGCUUUGUAUUAAUACAGUAGAUCAAUAUUACAUAUAAGGCAUGCAAUCCCUGUAGUUCAUUAAGAAGCAAAGCCAUUACAGAUAUUCCUCUGCAAAUAUCAACACAUCCUACUUAAGUGUUUUUAAUGGAAAUGAUAUGGCCAAAAACUGGACUUCCUGUUUUAUACUCUUGCAUUUUAAAAUGCAGGUUUACUGUUCAGGUAUAACCACUAUGAUCUUUACUUAAUUUUCUGGAUAUGUAACAUCACAUAACAUUGGUUUUAAUUUUUUUAAAAAUUUACAAUUCACUAUUUAGGAGCACAGAGAUGCAACAUGAAUACUUGCAUGACAGUAGUAACAGGAACACACUUAUAGUAGAGUGUAAGGUUGAAGCACAACUGACUUUGGAAAAAUAAAUGUGUGGAUUUACUUACUUGAAUCUAAGACAAGGUGUGUUUUUUUUUGUUUUUUUUUUUUUUUUUCUCCACCCAGCAUGGCGGGGAAAGUCCCUCAUUCAUGUCCAGAGUUGGAGGGGAGGGGAGGCAGGUGGCUUCCUCCCAGGUGGGUCAGAGCUAGUCAGACCCACACCUACCUUCUGCCCCCUGCCCCCCUCCAUUCCCCCUCUUACUGUUCAUCCCUCGUGCCCCCACCCCCUUAACUGAAGCCAAGCUUUGGAGCCACAGCUUGGCUUCAGCUCUGGCUGGAUUCCCUCCCCAGCUUGGAGCACAUGGGAACGCUGUCCUCUGCCUGGCCAGAGUCAGCAUCACCAACACUGGCCUGCAUGGCCAUCAGGGGCUAGGGGCUGCACUUCCAUGUUCUGUGCUCUGGGGAGGGAACAGAGCUAAGCAGCAUCUGACAGUGUGUGUGGGGGUGGGGAGCGGUGU
Messenger RNA from Alligator sinensis (Chinese alligator), 4393 nucleotides. It is a transcript of the gene TMTC4, whose product is annotated as transmembrane and tetratricopeptide repeat containing 4. NCBI's taxonomy places the organism in Eukaryota, Metazoa, Chordata, Crocodylia, Alligatoridae. The coding region runs from base 128 to 1486 and encodes 452 amino acids. Gene Ontology annotation, biological process: protein O-linked glycosylation via mannose; endoplasmic reticulum unfolded protein response. The record is from RefSeq and is a predicted model, not a curated record. Gene Ontology annotation, cellular component: endoplasmic reticulum. Gene Ontology annotation, molecular function: protein binding; mannosyltransferase activity. The transcript is spliced from 11 exons.